AAAAGACCCUCAACUCUGGCAGACAGCAUCAAAACCCAACUUGCAAUUCCUUCAAUAACAUCUAAAGAAUCAAAUCAACCUUCCAAAAAUGUUCAAGCUACUCGUUGUUCUCUUCGCCGCCCUCUUUGCUGUUGCAGUAGCUGGACCGGCGCCCGUUGCUCGUGCUGCUCCUGCUCCAGUUCCGGUUGCCAGCCCAGAACCGUCGCCUCAGUUCUACUAUGGCGCCAGUCCCUAUGCCUACUCCGCCUACUCUGGCUAUGCAUCCCCGUACGCGUAUUACGGUUAGAAGACCUCUCGUCCAACGAUAAACGACGGCGAAUUAAACCUGGACUAGUAAUAAUGGACAUGGAAAAUACGCACGCUGGCAAUUCUAGUUAGGUUUUAGUGAUAGAUGCUUAUGAAAACAAAAAAAAAAAA
Drosophila virilis is the source of this 417-nucleotide messenger RNA. It is a transcript of the gene Nplp4, whose product is annotated as Neuropeptide-like precursor 4. The record is from RefSeq and is a predicted model, not a curated record. Lineage: Eukaryota; Metazoa; Arthropoda; Insecta; Diptera; Drosophilidae.